GCUGAGCUGAAGCGGCUGAUGCAGGACCUUGCGGACGAGCCGGCGGUGGCGAUCCGCAAGAACCUUGUGUGGUUUGCGCGGAAGUUCGCGAUCCAGCAGCGGGAGAUCGUGCUGGAGAUGACGGCGGUGGUCGUGCAUGAGGGCGACCGGGUGAUCAGCUCGGUGCUUGCGGGUCCGCAUGAGCGGAUUAUCGAUCCGGACCUGUACGAGAUAUGGAAUGAUAUGCGGUGGCGCGGCAUCGUCAAGGCACGACAUCUCGUCCUCGCUAUACACGACUACUACACCCAGCGGCUGGACGACCAGCGGCGCGCGGUCGCGCAGGGCGCAACACCACAACGCCCUGUUGGCGAAAGCGAUGUGUGGGCGCUGGAGUGCCUCGACCUCAUGCAUCUGCAGCAGAUUGUCGAGGCGUUCGACGCGGACGCAUCGGGCUUCAUCACUACUCAGGAAGUCAACUAUUUCACCACGUCGCGUCCGCAGGGGUGGAGUUUGCUACAUUGGCUGGCCUACUGGGCGGUCGGGUGGCAGGUCGUGAUGACCGAGUACAGGAGCAAGAUCUACGCCCUUCUCAAUCACAUGAAGGGCUUCCGCACGUCUGUGCGCGGGCGUGGGCCGGCCGUGGAGAAGUACCUCGACAAGGUCGUGCCGCUUGUGAAGGCGAUGACGAGGCCGUUCCGCGAGGAUCCGGAGCACCGUUUCUUGCUGGACCGCUUCCGGGGGUAUGCGGCGCAGGAGGAGCAGCGGCUGCGUGAGGGGCUGGAGACGGCGAAGUAUGAUCUGGAUGCGCUGGAUACGCUGGCGCUCAUCAAUGGGCCAAGGGGGUUGGAGAGGAAUUUGUUCGUGAUCCUGUAUCUUCUUUUGCGCCGACACUACGACGUCAUGUCCGUCGGAAAGAAAGUCAUUCUUCACCCCGAGGAGCUCUCGGACGCAGCGAGCGCGAUAGAGCUCGUAAAGGACGCGUUCGUUUACCGUGGUCAGGAUCUAACAGGGCUGUUUACCCAGCGACGUCUGCAGGUAUAUCUCGAACUAAGUGACUUCGCUUGCGGAAUGCUGUCGGGAUCGUGGGGAAGGGUAGAGGACUACGACUCCGAUACCGACACCUUGGUCGGAACGUCAGACGACCUUGAUCUAGAAGCCACGGGAUGUGGUCCGCCGGAAGCGAUGCUAAAGUAUCCCCCGCAUUCUGAGGUGUUUUAUCCGGAGAACGAGGACGGCGUUGACACCGAGGGCAUCGAGCUCGCUGAGGAACUGAAACCACUCCUCGGGCACUGGGCUGGGGUGCACACGUCCGAGACUGGCGGAACAGUAUCCCGACACACGUUCUCCUUCGACUUCCACGCAUUCCCUACCGAUCCUCAACAGGUUGUCGCUGCCCCUCUCCCCAGCAUACCGUGGAUGUGCACUCGUGCGACUCUGACGGGCACGUUCACCGGGCUUGAUAAGGACGGCUAUCGGACGUACGUCAUCUCGGAGGCCUACAACACAAGCACGCUUCCAGCUGGAUACACUAAAGUGACGCUGAGCGAAGACGGGAGCACUCUCGUAGGCGAAAAGGACGUCGUGCUCUCUUUCACCACAUCCGGUCCCAAGCCUCGCGUCGUGAUCAGGAAGGGAUCCUCUCCGGACAUCAUGCAGUUCUACCCCCGACCGUCGGAACUUCGAGGCAACAAGGCCUCUGCGCUGUGGCGAUUUGCGAUCUCCGCUGUGCUAUACGACAUCCGCCGCCGCCGUUUCUCAUGGGGGUUCUUGAAGGAGCGUCGGGACCGGAAGCACCUCCUCGCGUCCCUCCUCCUCGCCGAGUCGCGCAACGGCUCGCUUCAUGCAGACGAUGUGGUGGAGCGGGUGCGGCUGGCGAACGCGACGACCCCGGCGGACCUGCACUACUUCGCGUACGCGAGCGUCGAGCCGGCCAGGUUCCCGUGGGUGCUUCCGUGGUGCGCGGAGUGCAAGCGGGUGCUGAGGACGGUGCAGCCAUGCCUGCGGUGUGCGCUAUGCGCGCUGCCUGGGGGGAUCGGUGGCUGCGCGACGCUGUGCGACCGCGUGGAAUGUCUGAGUGACCAUCGUGCCGGGUAUGGGGAACACCGUAUUUUGAAGACGAGAGAGGCUGGAUGGACGUUGGAUUCGUUCAAGAAGGACAAGGACGUGGAUGAGCGGAAGUUGAUGAGACUGUAUUCUCAGGCAGCCGCGGCGGUGGGUUUGCUCGGCGUGGACACGGAGAGGAUCAUAAGGCUGCCAUCGCCGCCAUCGCCGCCGGAGUACCGGCCCCGUUCGCUUCAGACCAUCACGGAGGUGACGGAGAAGUCUGGGGAGCUACAGAGAGGACGCCCAGGACCAGGACCUGUCGUCGUAGGCCUUCCUGCGUCGAACGAUGUUGUUGAUGGGGUCGUACCAAUGGAGAAUGUGCCACAAAGAGGCAGUCCUCGCGAGGCGGACCCGACGUACCCUCCAUUCCCUAUGGGUUUCCCAGCUGAGCCGACCUUCAGCCUGCGCGGCCCUGCGGUCCAAGAGCCUAGCCCAGAAGUCACCGCCGCGCCGAACGAGGACCCCCCUCCCAAACCACAAUGCAUCAACUGCGAAGAACCGAUCACCUCAACCACAUGGGUAUAUUGGGUAUGUGUGGAAUGCUCAGACCCGACGUACGUCUGUCUCAGGUGCGACGAGCGUGAGGGCGGGCUUUCUCUCGGGAUGCACAAGGCGAACCAUGUUCUACUCCGGAUCGGAACGACGUCAACCGGCCCAACCUCCCGUAGCCUCUCAAGGAUUCGGCAUAGAUACCUGUCUCCACCCCCUCCGGUAAUCGAUACCAUGCCAACCCCCCCUUUGCCUGGGCAGCGUGUCAGCGAGGCAAGGAUAGAGGGCAUAGAGGAUCGUCUCGGGAGCAUGGAGAGCCGGUUUGGGAGAAUCGAAGAGCGGAUGGAGGGGUUUGAGAAUCAGCUUUCUGCCGUGGACGGCCGCUUGGUGCGAAUUGAUAAUAUGCUGACCGCUGUUCUGUCUCUCUUGCACCGCAGUAGCUCGCCUUCUGAUUAGUUUUUUUUUUUUUUUCGAAUCCAU
Trametes versicolor FP-101664 SS1 is the source of this 3051-nucleotide messenger RNA. RefSeq lists its product as uncharacterized. The coding region runs from base 19 to 3027 and encodes 1002 amino acids. The transcript has 9 exons. NCBI's taxonomy places the organism in Eukaryota, Fungi, Basidiomycota, Agaricomycetes, Polyporales, Polyporaceae. Gene Ontology annotation, molecular function: calcium ion binding. The record is from RefSeq and is a predicted model, not a curated record.